CUUCAUGUUUUAUGAGCGCAGUCACCACAUGUGAAGUCAUCUUACACAAUCAGGUUGAUACCGGUGGACUCGCACUCAGACACACACUCUCUCACUCUCACACUCACACAGGUAAACACCAAAGAGCUGUUACAGGAGCAGACCUUCGAGAUGGCUCCUCUUCCUUCUCCCCCACCUCGACCUCCACCCCCAGUACCAAAGCCUCGAAAGGCCCACAUGAGGAACUACCAGAUCUCCGUCCCAUCCCAGGACAGAGAGACGAUCAAUGACAAUCAACAGCCUGCUGUUUCUAACGGAGUCCAUGUGAACACAGAUGAAGCCCCGCCUCCUCCCAGCAUGCCAACACUGGAAAGCGUCACUGACAUCAUCGUGGCCAACAUCCCAUCAUUAGCUGGAAUUGCCGCCACCAUCGGGGGCUCCAACUCCACCCCUGUCGUCCCAUCGGCCCCGCCACCUCCGCCAACGUUAGACAGCAUCACAGACACCAUCGCAACUAACAUCCCUUUUUUAGCAGAUGCAGCGAGCAUCAUGGGCAAACCCGAUGCUGCAGUGUUUGACCCCGCCCCCUCGAGCAAACCUGCACCUAGCGCACCUCCGGCUAACACGCCUGCAGCCAACACUCCUGCACCAAGCACAGGUGCUGCUAGCUUUGACAGAGUGAUCAAUUCACUUGCCAACAUACCGGGUUUAGCAGACGUCAUUGUAGCUAGCCCCUCUCCAUCGGCCCCACCUGCUCCUGAAAGUAAGCCCGGCGCUCCUGAGGAGGGCGACACAGCUCCGGAUUUGACGCGUCUCGUCGGUAAAGAGGACAACUCCUACAUGACAGUGCUGUCUUCUUGGACAGCUCAAGAGGAAGCUGACACAGAGUCCUCCGUUGAGGAGGAUGAUGCAGUUGAUAGAAAGGAUGGGCUAACACAGGAAGAUCCUGCAUCAAACAGCACUUCAUCCAGUCAACCCAGUCAUGUGAUCCCAGACCCACUGGCCCCGCCCCCAAAAGGCACAGGCAGCAAAGUAGCAAAGCCUGAGAGGCAGAAAAUCCCCAGGGCAGCGACCAUCCGAGUGUCGAGGAAGAAAGGAGCGAGGCCGUCACCUGUUCAGAGCGCAGUGGUACGAGCCAGCUGGUUAGACAUGUGGAAAGGCUUCAGACACUCUGUUUACUGGGUCACUCUGGAUGGACAACUGAUGUCUCUGUGGAAGAAACGAAACGACCGAUUCAGUGAGCUCCUGUUUCAUGUCUCCAGCAUCACUAACGUGAAGAAACAGGACAAAGGCAGAUUUUCUGUUUACUUCAAAAAGAAACACUACGACUUCAUGGCUCACAGUGAGGAUGUUGGAGAAGGUUGGGUGACAUCUCUGCAGGCAUGUCGAGGCCAGAGGUGCCCCGCACCCUCGGAACUACAUGGACCAAUCACAAUCAAGGACCCUCGGAGCCGUGCCUACGCUGCCGUCUGGGGUCAUGACCUUUGGAUUUACCAAAACAAAGACAACUUCCAGCUCGGUGUCGCCACCUUUGCCAUCCCCCUGAACAUUGCGUCAGUCAAAAGCAUGGGAAAGCACUCCCUGAGCCUGAUCACCCCGUACAAGACCCUGAACCUGUCUCUUGAUUCAUCAAAGGACUUGUCCGUCUGGUUGGAAAGUCUGUCCUCCACCAUCCAGAGUGCCCUGUGCUGCAGCCAGGUGACACAGCGUCUCUGGAAGAACCCGCACAACAAGGUGUGUGCCGACUGCGGCGCCGCCAAUCCCGACUGGGCAUCCAUCAACCUGCUGCUGGUGAUCUGUCACGAGUGCGCCGGGCAUCACCGAGCUCUGAGCAGCAACCUGUCCAAAGUACGCAGCCUCACCAUGGACACCAAGGCUUGGACAGAGCCGCUGCUGCAGCUCUUCGUUGGCUACGGAAACCAGCUGGCCAAUCAGGUGUGGGCUCCGGCAGUGCCGGUGCGUGAGCAGCUUCGUCCAGAGGCGACGGAUGAGGAGAGGUCAAAGUUCAUCCAGGACAAAUACAGCAGGGGGCGCUACAGAAGAGCGCACCCUCUGAGCUCAUCUCCAUCCAUGAUGGAACAGAGGCUGCUUCAGGUGGUUUGCAGUGACGACGUGGAGGAAACAAUGUCUCUGAUCUGUUCAGGAGUGAAGGUUUGUCCAUCAGACCCUCAGAGCCCCUCCCCCAUCCUGCUCGCUGAAAGAGCCAAUCAGCCUCUGCAGACUGAACUACUGCGAAUCAAUGAGUACACAGAAGUUCCUCCUCACCAGCCAAAGCCAGCCCGGAACAGACUUGACUCCAAUCGCUCAUGCGACGAGGAGGAGGAGGAGCUUCAUGGUAAACUGGAGGAUGAUCGUUUCCUGUUCUCGUUGGAGAACGACUCGGCAGCGUGCGAUGUUCUCGACCUGAGGGAAGUCCACUCGGUCUUCCUUCGAGACGGGCCAUCGCAGGAGUUUGAGCUGGUGACGCCGAGCUGUCCCCUGAUCUGUAACGCCGACGACAGGGAGGGGCUUCUGGAGCACCUGAGCCACAUCCUGAAGGUCAUUCUACCAGGAGGCGUGUCUUAUGCCGAAGUGGGCGGGGCAUCCGCUGUCAGUAAGGUGUUUGUGGUCGGAGUGGGUGGGGCCUCACAGCAUUCAGACGCAUGGGCGCUGCUGUGGGAAGAUGAAGUGAGCAUCCAUCCCAUCCACAGAGGCUCCCAGGAAACCAAGAGGAUCCAACUGAGCAUGCUCAGUCGCCAUGAAAUGGAUCCGUCUGAAAACAUUGUCAGUCUGGCAACUGCCGACAGGAAUGUGUUGCUGCGUUUUGAAGAUCUCUACAGUUGUAAGACCUGGUUCCAGCACCUGGAAAAGGCUCUGGUGGAUCGCAAAACAGCCCCAAAGCAUCCUCCAGCAGCCAAUCAGAAAACAGCUCCACCGCGUCCUCCAGCACCCAAUCAGAGCUCAUCUCGUCAGAGUCUAUACCCGGUGAUUGACGUCGGGUUCAGAGGGUCGGUUCCUCCUGCCAUCGAACGCUGCAUCUCCCACAUCACGGCGUUCGGUCUGAAGGUGGAGGGCAUUUACCGGCGCUGUGGCAUCGCCCCGAAAGUCAACCGAAUAGUGGAAGCCCUGAAGACCUCGCCAAACACCGCCCCCCUGGAGGGCGACGAGCAGGGCGUGCUGGAUGCCGGCUCCGCCCUCAAACAAUAUGUCCGCCAGCAGGAGAGCCUGGUCAGUUUGGAGCACAGGCAGCAGUGGAUAAAUGCCGCAGUGAUUUCAGAUGAGCAGGAGAGGUUUAAAAAAUACAGGUGGUUACUGCGACAGCUACCUGAUGACAACCGGGCAACUCUGAACGCACUGUUUGGACACUUCUACAUGAUCCAGGUGUUCUCUCAGGUGAACAAGAUGUCGGCUCACAACCUGGCCGUGGUUCUGGUCCCGUCUCUGUUUCAGGCUCUGAACCAGGACCUGAUCAAGCUCACCAAAGAGUUCAUCAUCCACCACACACUGCUGUUCCUGACUCCAGACUCGAACCAGAAGGAGGAGAAAGAGGAAAAGGAGGAGAAGGAGGAGGAGAACACAUUCCUGUGAUUAAAUUGAGGAGCUGAUGGUUCCUCAUGUUGUUUCUGA
Salarias fasciatus (jewelled blenny) is the source of this 3585-nucleotide messenger RNA. Its product is annotated as arf-GAP with Rho-GAP domain, ANK repeat and PH domain-containing protein 1. Gene Ontology annotation, biological process: regulation of cell shape; signal transduction; positive regulation of GTPase activity. Gene Ontology annotation, molecular function: GTPase activator activity; phosphatidylinositol-3,4,5-trisphosphate binding. The coding region runs from base 151 to 3546 and encodes 1131 amino acids. NCBI's taxonomy places the organism in Eukaryota, Metazoa, Chordata, Actinopteri, Blenniiformes, Blenniidae. The transcript has 24 exons. The record is from RefSeq and is a predicted model, not a curated record. Gene Ontology annotation, cellular component: cytoplasm.